This is a messenger RNA of Octodon degus (degu), 860 nucleotides long. RefSeq names its product cytochrome P450 3A4-like. The transcript has 4 exons. Gene Ontology annotation, molecular function: testosterone 6-beta-hydroxylase activity; heme binding; iron ion binding. Lineage: Eukaryota; Metazoa; Chordata; Mammalia; Rodentia; Octodontidae. The record is from RefSeq and is a predicted model, not a curated record. Bases 1 to 645 code for a protein of 214 amino acids. Gene Ontology annotation, biological process: oxidative demethylation; steroid metabolic process.
AUGUCUGAUCUGGAGAUUGCAGCCCAAUCAAUUAACUUUAUUUUUGCUGGCUAUGAAUCCACUAGCAGUGCUCUUUCCUUCCUUAUGUAUGAAUUGGCCACUCACCCUGAUGUGCUGAAGAACCUGCAGCAAGAGAUUGAUGAAACUUUGCCCAAUAAGGCAGUUCCCACCUUUGAUGCCCUGGUUCAGAUGGAGUACCUGGCCAUGGUGGUGAAUGAAACUCUCAGAUUAUAUCCUGUUGCUAACAGACUCGAGAGAGUCUGUAAGAAUGAUGUGCAAGUCAAUAGAAUGCUUAUUCCCAAAGGGACAGUCGUGAUGAUACCAACAUUUGCUCUUCAUCGGGACCCAGAGUACUGGUCAGAGCCUGAUGAAUUUCUCCCUGAAAGAUUCAGUAAAAAGAACAAGGACCUCAUCAACCCUUACAUAUACAUGCCCUUUGGGAAUGGACCAAGGAACUGCAUUGGCAUGAGGUUUGCUCUUAUGAGUAUGAAACUUGCUGCCAUCAGAAUCCUGCAGAACUUUUCCUUGCAACCUUGUGAGGAAACACAGGUCCCCAUGAAAUUAAGCAGACAUGUUCUUGUUCAACCAGAAAAAGCCAUUGUUCUGAAGGUUGUGCCAAGAGAUGUGAUCAUAAGUGAAGAAUGAUCUUCCUGUUGGAUUUCUGCUUUGUACUUAAAGGAGGUUGUGUACCAAAACACCUGAGAACAAUUUGCUUUCCAUUAAAAUUUACAUGAAAAUAGGCUUUGUGUAUUAUCCUUGGGGAAUGAUUAUACGUUUGUUACAAUCAUGAAGCUUAUUUACCCGGUUGAAUAUUACUUAAUAUUUAAUGUAAAGGAGACGAAUGAACUAGUGAAAAAUAU